AUGUCCGGAUUUAAAAUCAAAGUCCCAGCAUCCUCAGCCAACAUCGGACCUGGGUUUGACGUCCUCGGAAUAGGAUUACAACUCUAUUUAGAAUUAAAAGUCACCAUCGAACCCGAAAUCGACACCUCAUCCGACCCAUAUCAUGUUCUUCUCACCUAUGAAGGAGAUCUUGCUGCCAAUGUCCCCUUAUCUUCCGACAAAAACCUCGUCACCCAAUCGGCAUUAUAUGUCUUAAGAUGUAAUGGGAUUGACAAAUUCCCCAGUGGGACCCAUAUUCAUGUCACGAAUCCGAUUCCAUUAGGUCGUGGAUUAGGAUCGAGUGCGAGUGCGAUUGUGGGUGGGGUGGUGUUGGGGAAUGAGAUUGCGAAAUUGGGUUUUGAUAAGAUUAGAUUAUUGGAUUAUUGUUUGAUGAUUGAAAGACAUCCUGAUAAUAUUGCUGCUGCCAUGUUGGGAGGUUUUAUUGGAUCAUAUUUGAAUGAAAUGGAGUUGGAACAUAUGGAACAUAAGAAUGUACCCUUGGAAUGCAUUUUACCUAGACCAAGUACUCCUCAAGAUAUGAUUGUAUCAAAACAACCUCCUAUGAAUAUUGGGGAAUAUUUACAAUAUGAUUGGUGUAAAAAGAUUAAAUGUGUCACGGUUAUUCCUAAUUUUGAAUUGAGUACUGAUAGUGCAAGAGCUGUUUUGCCUGAAAGUUAUAAUCGAGAAGAUAUUGUUUAUAAUUUACAAAGAAUUGCCAUUUUAACUUCUGCUUUAACUCAAUCUAAUCCAAAUAAUAAAUUAAUUUAUCAAGCUAUGAAAGAUAAGAUUCAUCAACCAUAUCGUGCAAGUUUGAUACCUGGAUUACAACAAGUUUUGGAUUCAAUUACUCCAUUGAGUCAUCCUGGAUUAUGUGGGAUUUGUUUAUCAGGUGCUGGUCCAACUAUUUUAUGUUUGGCUACUGAAGGGUUUGAUGAGAUUGCUAAUUCUGUAAUUGAGAUUUUUAAACAAGCUGGAGUUCAAUGUGAUUGGAAAUUAUUGGAUUUGGCUUAUGAUGGUGCAACUGUUGAACAGCUUUAG
Hemisphaericaspora subhashii is the source of this 1056-nucleotide messenger RNA. It is a transcript of the gene THR1, whose product is annotated as homoserine kinase. Gene Ontology annotation, molecular function: ATP binding; homoserine kinase activity. Bases 1 to 1056 code for a protein of 351 amino acids. Gene Ontology annotation, biological process: L-threonine metabolic process. The record is from RefSeq and is a predicted model, not a curated record. NCBI's taxonomy places the organism in Eukaryota, Fungi, Ascomycota, Pichiomycetes, Serinales, Debaryomycetaceae. The transcript has a single exon.